AUGGGGGCUGCUAAGAAACAUACCUCGUCUCACUCGAGUCCGUACAAUAGACUUGUGACGGUGGCCGUCGCCUUUGGUUCUAUGACCUAUGGCUACUGCUCGGCCAUCAUCGGGAGCACCAUUGGGCAGCCAGGAUGGUAUCAGUUCUUCGACCUGCCCAUGCAAGGACAACCAGGCUAUGGCGGAAAGACCACAGAUGCAAUCGCGACGGCGAACGGCUUAUACAGUGCAGGCGGAGCGGUCGGAUCUCUCUUCAUUGCUUGGUCAGCUACUGCCAUUGGUCGCAAACGGAGUAUUCAGUUGGGAGCGCUCUUAGCCAUUGUCGGAGGCGCGUUUCAAGGCGGUGCAGCAGCCCUUGCCAUGUUCCACGUGGGCCGGGUCAUCUCGGGCCUGGGAAUUGGAAUUCUCGUAACGGCGUGCCCAAUGUAUUUGAGCGAGUUAGCUCCGCCUCAAAACCGUGGUUGGCUAGUCGGCCAUCAUGCAAUAUUCUUGGUGUUUGGAUACAUGCUGUCGGGAUGGCUGGGGUUUGCAUGUUAUUUCGCAACUGACAAGAACCCGUCCUUCGCCUGGAGGUUUCCCCUCUGCGUCCAGACUCUACCGCCGUUGGUAUUGGCAAUUGCAUCGAUUUGGAUCCCCAAGUCGCCGAGAUGGCUCCUUCAAAAGGGUAGGAUUGAAGAGGCAUGGACCGUUAUCCAGGCGCUGCGCCGAUCGCCAGACGACCCAGAUGAUCUCGUCGCGAAGGAGGAACUGUACCAGACCAAAGAACAGAUUGCGCUCGAUGCCGCCAAACUCAGGGCCGUUGGAUAUGGACCAUGGAUGGCUUGCAUCAAGAAGAAGAGCUACCGCAAGAGGAUGAUCAUUGGCUUCUUGACGCAAUGGGGAGCCGAAUUUGCUGGUCCGCUGGUCAUUAACAACUACAUGGUGAUUCUCUACACGAAUCUCGGGCAGACAGGAUCCAUGCCUCUCCUGCUCUCCGCCGUCUGGCUCACCACGGCCGGUGUCAUCUACAACCCGACGGGCGCGUGGCUGCACGACAAAGUCAACUCUCGACGGUUCAUGUACAUGUUCGGCACGGCGGGGUGCCUAGUGACGACGUCAAUUCUGUGCGCGUUGCUCGCGACGUACGCGGGCACGACAGACAAGGGCGGCAACGCUGGCGGGGUCUUCAUCGUGUUCCUGUACCUGACGUUCCAGGGCACCUUCUGCGACACGACCAUGUACCUGUACGUGAGCGAGAUCUUCCCGACCGAGAUCCGACCCAUUGGCAUGGCCUUCUCGCUGUUCGGGCAGUUCGCCGCCACCUUGAUCCUGCUGCAGACGGCGCCCCUCGGCUUCGUCGCCGUCGGCUGGAAGUACUACCUGGUGAUUGUGUGCUGGUGUAUUGUGUACCUGCCCAUGAUCUACUUCUUCUGGCCCGAGACGGCGCGCCUCUCGCUCGAGGAGAUCUCCAAGCAGUUCGGCGACGACGUCGCCGUCCACGUCAACGACAUCUCCGACGACCAGCGCCGGCAGCUCGACGACUUCCUCAAGUCCAAGGACCUGGUCCACAUGGCGCCCACCGGGGCCGACUCGGUCUCGUCCCAACCCAUUGAGAUUCAGGAGGCCGCAAACGAGAAAGUCUAA
This is a messenger RNA of Fonsecaea multimorphosa CBS 102226, 1623 nucleotides long. RefSeq lists its product as uncharacterized. Gene Ontology annotation, molecular function: carbohydrate:proton symporter activity. The coding region runs from base 1 to 1623 and encodes 540 amino acids. Lineage: Eukaryota; Fungi; Ascomycota; Eurotiomycetes; Chaetothyriales; Herpotrichiellaceae. The record is from RefSeq and is a predicted model, not a curated record. Gene Ontology annotation, biological process: carbohydrate transport; transmembrane transport. The transcript has 5 exons. Gene Ontology annotation, cellular component: membrane.